Molecule: messenger RNA, 3409 nt
Organism: Synchiropus splendidus (mandarinfish)
Lineage: Eukaryota; Metazoa; Chordata; Actinopteri; Syngnathiformes; Callionymidae
Product: retinoic acid receptor beta-like
Exons: 8
Coding region: 375-1865 (496 amino acids)
Biological process (GO): regulation of transcription by RNA polymerase II; cellular response to corticotropin-releasing hormone stimulus; retinoic acid receptor signaling pathway
Cellular component (GO): transcription regulator complex; nucleus
Molecular function (GO): zinc ion binding; RNA polymerase II cis-regulatory region sequence-specific DNA binding; nuclear glucocorticoid receptor binding
Source: RefSeq, a predicted model, not a curated record
CCCAUGUUGUUUGUUUAUCAAACCAGCGUCAGACAAAUCCACAAACAGAGCUGGUUACAGAGCUCAAUUCCAGUGAGGUAUUUCAAAAUACAGAGGGAAAUAGUCGGUCAGAACCGCUGUGGAGGUUCUGGUGACGUCAGCGGGAUCACGGGAAGUUCAGUGCAGGUUCAUCCAGAGUUCACUCGCAUACAUUUGGUCAGAACAUCGCUCUGCCUCCGUCUAGUAGCUCGUGUGCGGACAGUCGUCCGUGAAAACGCGACAAAACGGAAUAGUAAACUUGGAUUUAAGCCUUAAAAUCGUCCGAGAGAGCUCCGUUGAAAGCGGUGACCCACCAGGCGGACGAUGCACGGGGGACUCCAGAACCGCCCCUCUGGAUGUUAAGCUCGCGAAGCACCACAGCAGGCUGGCAGUCCGAGACCGAGCGGCCCGAGGGAACCCACUCCAGAUGCGGGCACAUCUUCCGGCGGACGUCGCUGAAACCGAACCGCACCAUCAUGUUUGACUACAUGGAAAUGGCAGCGUUUGGCUCCGGAGAUACUUUGGACUUGUACAUAUCGAGCCCAGCCUACAGCGCGCUGCACGACCAAGACCAGUACCUGGACCAGUACCCGUGCCAGUAUCCGGACCUGUACCAGGACCAGUUCCAGGAAGCGGAGCAGGAUUUGGCAGCCUACUUCCCGGAGCUGGUGGAGAGUCAUCGCUGCUCACAGUCUGUGGAGAGUCAAAGUUCAAACUCAAGCUCGGAUGAUUUGUUCGCCAGCGCGCCCUCCCCGCCACCGCCGCCUCGCACCUACAAGCCGUGCUUCGUCUGUCAGGACAAGUCCUCGGGCUACCACUAUGGAGUCAGUGCCUGCGAGGGGUGCAAGGGCUUCUUCCGCCGCAGCGUGCAGAAGAACAUGGUGUACACGUGCCACCGAGACAGAAACUGCAUCAUCAACAAGAUCACCAGGAACCGCUGUCAGUCCUGUCGGCUGCAGAAGUGCUUCGCCGUGGGAAUGUCGAAGGAAUCGGUAAGAAAUGACCGGAACAAGCGGAAGGGAAAGAAGGAGGAGGUGAAGAUGACCGUCAUGGAGACAUACGAGCUGAGCGCUGAGCUCGGCCUGAUCGUGGAGAAGAUCUGCCGAGCCCACCGGGAGACCUUCCCCUCGCUGUGCCAGCUGGGGAAGUACACCACGAACUCCAGCUCCGACCACCGGGUCCAACUGGACCUCGGCUUGUGGGACAAGUUCAGCGAACUGGCCACCAAGUGCAUCAUCAAGGUGGUGGAGUUCGCCAAGCGGGUGCCAGGAUUCACAGGACUGACCAUCCCGGACCAGAUCACACUGCUCAAAGCUGCCUGUCUGGACAUCUUGAUUCUGAGGAUCUGCACUCGCUACACUCCCGACAAGGACACCAUGACCUUCUCCGAUGGCCUGACCUUGACCCGCACGCAGAUCCACAACGCUGGGUUCGGCCCGCUGACCGACCAGGUCUUCACCUUCGCUGGACAGCUGCUGCCGUUGGAGAUGGACGAGACGGAGUCCGGCCUCCUCAGCGCCAUCUGCCUGGUGAAUGGAGAUCGCCAGGACCUGAAGGAACCAUCCAAGGUGGAGGUCCUGCAGGAGCCGCUGCUGGAGGCGCUGAAGAUCUACUCCAGGAAGAGACGGCCCAGCAUGCCGCUCAUGUUCCCCAAGGUCCUGAUGAAGAUCACAGACCUGCGCAGCAUCAGCGCCAAAGGAGCCGAGCGCGUGGUGACGCUGAAGAUGGAGAUCCCUGGCUCCAUGCCUCCGCUGAUCGAGGAGAUGCUGGAGGAUCUUCACAACCUGGAGCAGGACCAGAAGAAGAAGGAGCCCACCCAAGACGCAGAGACUCCUCUUUGUCAGUGAUGAAGACGUAGGUCAGAGCGUGUCAUACCUCAACUUUUUGCUGCCAGGACUCUGAAGAGCCAACAGAAUGUCAUUUUGGGCUUUAAGACUUUGUCUGUAUUUAUGUGCGCACCAUACCUCAGUCAGGAGAAGUGGCCUCCCGGCAUGAGGAGGUUUCUCCUUCUGCAUCCUGCUGUUGCCAUGGAAACAUCCAGACUCAAGUUUGUACUGCAUCGACUCGACAACAUUAGUAAUCAACCCUGAAAUCAAUCUAUUUUAUUGUAGUUUUGAGUCAUGCUCAAUUUUCAACGUCGUCAUGGGAACGAAUGUUUUGAUCUUAACUCCGCCUCCUGACGUCACCUCCUGCUUCACAUCAGCACUUUACAUUGAGAAUUCCUUUGAAACACUCACCGAAUUCCAACUGUCCACAGCACCGUAUUGUUUUUUGGCUGAGUGAUCUGAAUUCAGUGAAAACAAAUCUCUUGUAUCAUUAAUAACACCAAAACUACUAGAUCAAAGAUAUAAAAUGUUAUCUCUUGAAAGUAUAUUGACACACUCAAACGUCUUAUUAAAUGGAAUCACUAGGUUUAAAUGGAAUGGAUGGACAAAAAUAUUGAACAACGAAUGUAAUAAAUAAAUCAUUACUGGGAAUGAAAUAUGAAUAAAAAAUAGUCAUACAGACUCACAUUAUGAAUAAUAAAAUCAUAUCUUAUCUUAUCAUAUCUUAAAUAAUCUUUAAAUAAGCAGAAAUACAUAUACAUACAUUAAUAAUAGUAAAUCUUUAUAAGAUAGUUAAAUAUUUCUAAAAUUUGUAAAUUAGUCAUGUGACACAUUUCUGUCAUUCUUAGAGCAUGAAUGAAAUAAAAAUAUAUUUUUUAUUUCACACUCUAAAUCACUAAAAUAAAUAUAAAUCACUGCAAAUAUUUCUAUUAAUAAAAGAGGACUGGGAUAAUGUUCAAAAUAAUUUGGGGUAUAUUAAAAUGAGAAAUUCCCGCCACAUUAUUCACUUAAAAAAGAUAAAUAAAUUGCAUCAGAACAAGACUCCCAUGCUUGUAGCUUUAAACAAGCUACAGUACAAUGCCUUUCCAAAUUUCAAAUAAUAGUCUGUACACGAUUUGUGGAACAUUUUGGUGAAUAAAUAACCACAUUAAAAUAGUUCAAAUACUUUUUUCACUUUGAGAUUAAACAGAAACAAAACUAAGUGUGGGUGUCAGUGGUCAUAAUGUUAUGGCUCGCUGCUUUAAGGGCUUGAUGAAUGCUUGUUACUUCACCCUCCAGUUUCCCCGCUGGUCCACUCCAUCUGUGCUUCUUUACUUUUGCUCUCCACUGGGAUCUCACUCACCGAAGAAGCAGAUUGACUUUUGUACAAUAAAAACGUGUAAAUAUCAAUGUCUCACUCCUGAUGUAAAAGUUUGCAGAUUGAAACCUUUGAUUGCGAGUCUCUCUGUGUGGAUGAAGAAUAACUCAGCAUGUACAUACAUGUUUUUCUGAAGCUUAUGAUACGAUACUUUUUUUUUUUACUCUCAACAUGAUUGUUACGUCGCUUUUGGAAAAUAAAUGAAGUC